This is a messenger RNA of Fragaria vesca subsp. vesca, 1788 nucleotides long. Its product is annotated as probable receptor-like protein kinase At1g67000-like. Lineage: Eukaryota; Viridiplantae; Streptophyta; Magnoliopsida; Rosales; Rosaceae. Gene Ontology annotation, molecular function: ATP binding; polysaccharide binding; protein kinase activity. The coding region runs from base 1 to 1788 and encodes 595 amino acids. The transcript has 2 exons. The record is from RefSeq and is a predicted model, not a curated record. Gene Ontology annotation, biological process: protein phosphorylation.
AUGCUUCUCAAUUUCUUAUGGUGGUUGCUCAUAGUAGUAGAACUGGUGCAUGGUGGAGUAGGCCUUGAACAUUGCAUCGAAACAAGAUGUAAACACCAUGGCCCAACUGUCCGAUUUCCCUUUCGAAUUAGAGGCAGCCAGCCAAAUCACUGUGGUUAUGAAGGCUUUGACAUAUCAUGCACCAAUGACAAGCAGACUGUUCUGGAGGUCAUGCCAUUGUCGGCUAGCAAGUUCUUUGUGAAAAGCAUCAACUAUGCAUCUCAGGAAAUUGAAAUAUAUUACCAGAUUGGUUGCCCACCUCAACAGGUUUUUGACCUCAUCAGUUUACUGUCUUCUUCCCCAUUCAAAUUUGUAGAGGGUGGAAGGAACUAUACAUUAUUCAGCUGUCCAUCAUCGAAAGAAUUAGACGAAUAUCGACGAUCUCAUGGCCCUUACUGUGUGGCGAAACUGGGGAGUUGCAACCAUGGCAGCAAUCCUGUAGGCAACCAGUUUUACACUGUUCGUGAUGAUUAUUGCACGGUUGAUAGUCUUCCCCUAGUGUCUUGUACCAAGGUGCAUGACUACUACACAUUAUCAUCAGUACCAGACAUGUCCACAAGGAGCAGGCACAAUGUUCUGAAGCUGCAAUGGUCCAAGCCAUCAUGUCAACAUUGCGAAGAGAUGGGAAUGACAUGUAGAUUUAAGAGUGAAGAAUUCAGACCUAACCAGAUUGAAACUACUGAAUGUUUACAUAUGCCCAAAGGUACUUUCUCAUCUUCUGUGAUUCUUAUAGUCACAGGAGCUGUCAUUUACUAUAUCUAUAGCUCUAAGAAAGCAGAAGAUGAAAAUCAGCUGAGAAUUGAGAGAUUUUUGGAUGACUACAGAGCUCUGAAGCCAAGUAGAUACUCCUAUGCUGACAUUAAGAGGAUAACAAAAAAAUUUGAAGACAAGUUAGGCCAAGGGGCCUAUGGAACUGUGUACAAAGGAAAGCUUUCCUCUGACUUAUUUGUUGCUGUAAAAAUCCUCGACAAUUCAAAUGAAAAGGGAGGAGAUUUCAUAAAUGAAGUAGGAACUAUGGGUCGAAUCUACCAUGUCAAUGUGGUUCGCUUGGUUGGCUUUUGUGCUGAUGGAUAUAUACGAGCUCUCAUCUAUGAAUUCUUACCAAAUGGAUCACUGCAGAAUUUCUUAUCAUCAGCAGAUAGUAAGAACUCUUUCCUUGGUUGGGAUAGGUUGCAAGAUAUUGCUUUGGGUGUAGCCAAGGGAAUUGAAUAUCUUCACCAAGGGUGUGAUCAACGUAUCCUCCAUUUUGAUAUCAAACCCCAUAAUGUUUUGCUAGAUGAGGACUUCACCCCUAAAGUUUCUGAUUUUGGUCUAGCCAAGUUGUGCUCUAAGGACCAAAGCGCAGUAUCCAUGACAGCAGCCAGAGGGACCAUGGGCUACAUAGCGCCUGAAGUGUUUUCAAGGAACUUUGGUAACGUGUCCUAUAAGUCAGAUGUCUAUAGUUUUGGAACAUUGUUGCUCGAAAUGGUUGGGGGUAGAAAAAAUUUUAGAGUCACUGAGGACUCCACCAGCCAAGUCUACUUCCCAGAGUGGAUCUAUAACCUCUUAGAAGAAGGGAAUGACCUACGGAUCCAUAUGGAGGACAAAGGAGAUGGUAAAAUUGCUAGGAAGCUUGCAAUUGUGGGUCUACGGUGCAUCCAGUGGCACCCAGUAGAUCGUCCGCCCAUGAAACUAGUAGUUCAGAUGUUGGAAAGAGAAGGUGACAAUCUAACCAUGCCUCCUAAUCCUUUUGCUACUACUUCAAAUUGA